AUGAUUGUAAAGGAUGAAUUGUUUGAUGAGAGUAAUUGUAGGAAGAUCAGAUCUCGGGAGAUUGAAUCGAUUGGCGGGGUGGGUACUGGGGGGGGCAGCAGAGUGGGUGGAUCCGAAAAGUCGGGUAGGGGUUUUUGGGCGGGGUUGGGUAGGAGGGGUGAGGGAGUUAUGGAGGAGUUCGAGGAAUCCUCCAUUUGGGCGUCUGGGGUUUGGGAUUUGGUGCAACCGGUCUUCGUAUAG
Sclerotinia sclerotiorum 1980 UF-70 is the source of this 240-nucleotide messenger RNA. RefSeq lists its product as hypothetical. The coding region runs from base 1 to 240 and encodes 79 amino acids. The transcript is spliced from 2 exons. Lineage: Eukaryota; Fungi; Ascomycota; Leotiomycetes; Helotiales; Sclerotiniaceae. The record is from RefSeq and is a predicted model, not a curated record.